Molecule: messenger RNA, 642 nt
Organism: Oikopleura dioica
Lineage: Eukaryota; Metazoa; Chordata; Appendicularia; Copelata; Oikopleuridae
Source: the annotation of a GenBank genome assembly
AUGAUGUCGAAACUUGAAGAUGCAACAGAUUUGAUGGGAGAGCUUAUUGAUCUUGUUUCUGAUAAAACUUAUGGAGACUCCUUCGCGAGUUUUGUCUUCAAGACUGGGCAAGUUUCACAAUUGAUUGAAGCCCUGGCGCUAGAAAUCAAAGAUCAGGCUGGGGCGAAAGAUUGGAUGGGAAAGGUGAAGGAACAUUGGGGAAUCGUUCAGAAAUCAGUUUCACAGAUCGAUUCUUCGGAUUCUGCAAAUGAAAAUCCGUGCACUAUUCAGGAGCUUUUUCAACAAAGAUCACCGGCUGCUGUUGAAGCUAUGAAAGAGGCGAAGAAAGAAAUGGAUCGGGUGAGACAGGAAAUCGAAGAUUUUUUUGCCAACAAGUAUAAAACUGAUAAAUCUUUUCAUGAAGAUCAGUUUUCUCCCUCGUAUUCUUCGGAUUCUGCAAAUGAAAAUCCGUGCACUAUUCAGGAGCUUUUUCAACAAAGAUCACCGGCUGCUGUUGAAGCUAUGAAAGAGGCGAAGAAAGAAAUGGAUCGGGUGAGACAGGAAAUCGAAGAUUUUUUUGCCAACAAGACGACGAAUUCCAUCAAGUUUUCUGUUGGAAGGAGAGUUAAUGAGGGCUUGUACAAUUUGCGCCGUUUUUUCUGA